This is a messenger RNA of Monosiga brevicollis MX1, 378 nucleotides long. RefSeq lists its product as uncharacterized. The coding region runs from base 1 to 378 and encodes 125 amino acids. The record is from RefSeq and is a predicted model, not a curated record. The transcript is spliced from 2 exons. NCBI's taxonomy places the organism in Eukaryota, Choanoflagellata, Craspedida, Salpingoecidae.
AUGUCCCUUGUGGUGUUCCUCUCUUGGUCAGUGGCCAUUUGGUCUCUCCUGGAUGGCGUGCCAGUGGCCUUGGAUCAGUCAGAGACAUUGCAACACUAUGUUGCACGGCGCGGCCGCUCGGCGCGCGCGCAGGCAAGCCGUCUUGAAGAGAAGCGGUGGCAGGAGCGCCAGGCGCUACUUCGGCAAGUGCUGGAAGUUCAGACUGCUUUGGCUCGCUACUACCGAACCGAAUCUGUUUGGUCAAGCCUGUUGCGCACCUUUUGGGGCAUGCGUUCUCCUCGGCUUCUCGAGCUCGAGGAUCGCCUGGAGCAGCUCCAGCUGGCCAUGGAGCCUGAUAUAGUCAUGAGCGUGUCCAAAUCCGUUGACCCAAGGACUUGA